Zophobas morio is the source of this 1766-nucleotide messenger RNA. Its product is annotated as carboxylic ester hydrolase-like. Bases 16 to 1701 code for a protein of 561 amino acids. Gene Ontology annotation, molecular function: serine hydrolase activity. The transcript has 10 exons. NCBI's taxonomy places the organism in Eukaryota, Metazoa, Arthropoda, Insecta, Coleoptera, Tenebrionidae. The record is from RefSeq and is a predicted model, not a curated record.
CUAGUAACAAAUACAAUGUGUUCCAAAAUAUUAAAAAGUAGCGUUCUCCUACUUCAGAUAAGUUCUUUGUUAGCAGAUGUAGUUGUACAACUUCCAACUGGGCAAAUAAGGGGGCGUGAAGACACAACCAUCGAAAACAAGUCAUUUUAUGCCUUUCAAGGAGUACCAUACGCGGCACCACCAAUUGGAGAGCUACGAUUCAAGGUGCCACAACCUGUUGUAGAUUGGGAUGACACCCUCGACGCUACAAAGUUCUCCUCGACUUGUUUUCAAACAUCAACUAACGAUGAUAACGAAUCUGAAGAUUGUCUAUAUAUUAACAUCUAUACUCCUGAACUACCAAGUGAAGAUAACAAUGUUUCUUUACCAGUGAUGUUCUUCAUUCAUGGUGGAGGUUUCGUCGACGGUACCGCUGCUGACUUUGCCCCUGAUCUAUUUGUCAAUAACGACGUCAUUCUAGCUACAAUCAAUUACAGAGUGGGAAUUUUUGGUUUUAUCUCAACUCAAGAUGACGUAAUUCCCGGUAAUAACGGUCUUAAGGAUCAACGCUUCGCGAUUCAGUGGACCCACGACAAUAUACAUUUAUUUGGAGGAAACCCUGACAAAAUUACAAUUUUUGGACACAUCGCAGGGUCGGCAUCUUGUUCGUACCAACUUCUCAAUCAAGAGUCAAAUGGACUAUUCCAAGGUGCUAUUUUGGAAAGUGGUACCUUUCUAAGCCCAUGGGCCUACCAAAGACGAGCCCGCCAAAUCGCUUUUAAAACUGCUUCGUUUUUAAACUCCACGUUUGAAAACAGUGACGAUUCACAAGCUUUGUUCGAUUACUUGCUUACAGUUGAAGCUAGAGAUCUAGACGCUGCAGCGGAACAGUACCAUAAUUACAAAGAUGGACCCGAAGAUCUGGAAAUCUCUCAAGGUUUCUACUGGGCACCAAUAGUUGAAGUUAAAAAUCGUGACGCUUUUCUUACCAAGAAAAUGUACGGUUUGUUAGAAGCUGGAAAUGUUAUAAGAGUACCUAUACUUAUUGGAAUUACUUCUGAAGAAAAUAUAGGUUUCAAUCAAGAUGAAGAGGUACUACGUGCCAAAAUGGCAGCGUACGAUGAAAAUCUAAGCUGGAUCGUACCUAACGACAUGGUCAUUUUUGAUGAAACUAAGCGUAUUGAAAUGGGUGGCUUGAUUCGCGAUUUAUACACUGGUGGUGAACCACUGGCCGAUCACUUAGGAGAUGGUGUUAGAUAUUCUAGUGACAAUUCUUUCACUAGAUCAGUAAUCAAACAUGCGGAACUUUUUUCUAAAGUAUCGGAAACCUAUUUCUACCAACUUUCCUACGAUGGUGAAAUGCCUGGUGGUACCACGUAUUACGAAGGUGCUGAAACUGUAGGACAUGGUGAAGAUAUAGCCUACUUGUUUUGCUCCGGUGAAGAGUGUAGAGGUACUGGAUAUCCUGAAUCUGACACAACUACGAGACAACGUCUAAUUAAACUUUGGACGGAUUUUGCUAAAUAUAGAAAUCCAACACCUGAACCAUCAGAGUUACUACAGAAUAUCACGUGGCCGUUGUUGUCUAUAGAUGACGGUAAUUUUUAUUAUUUAGAUAUCAAUGAAACUUUGGAAAUUAAAAAUCAUCCUAAAGAAACUACCUACAACAAUUGGAAUGAUCUUUACGCUAGGUUGGGUUACAACGACUUCGAUACCUAUUAAUAGAAAAGAUUGUCUGUAGCUUUUCGACUACAUAAGUAGAUUAUGGCGUCAGCGCUUUUUAUAAA